UUCAGCGAUCUUGAAGGGAUGUAAACAAUCGGCGCUAUGAAUGUUAUUUUUUUAUUUGUGACAAUAAAUGACUAGUAUUUUUAAGACUGUUUUUUUUAAAUCUUUUGUGAUCAUUAUUAUUAGAGAAAUAAUUUUCACUUGGUCAUUGUCUUUCAUAACCUAUAUUUUUGGUAUUGUCACGUGUGAUAGUUGAGAGCAAAAAAAUAUACGAAUGUUUCCAUUUUACUGGGUAAUUGUAGUUUUUUAAAACAAUAAUGUCCGACGCUUUUGAAGAAAUUCAGGCUAUUAAAUUAAAGAGAACCAGCCUGCGUGAAAAAUUGCAGAAACGAAAAAGGGAGAGAAAUGAACUCUUCACUCUCACGUCGACUUCAUUGUCGUCUUCCCCUUCGUCUGAGUCUCAGAGUACUGCCGUAGAAGCCACAUCUUGCGCGCGUUCUGAUCAUUCCGAAUACGAGCAAGACAUUUUGUGCAUAUUGCACGAAUGCCUUUCCACACUGCCGAUCACUUCUGCCGAACUAUUGGACCAAUUACGAAAGAAUUUGAGCGCAGACGUUUCUUCUGCAGACAUAAGUAAAAUUCUGGAAAAACUCGCCGCUCAGGAUGUAAUAAAAAUCAAAGAGGUGACGGAAGAUGGAGUUUUUGGAUAUACAGUUCUGUCUGUGGCGGAGGCACAAUCGGCUCAGUCGCCUUAUCAAUCAAUUGUUAUUGAAAGUCCAGAACGAACUGAAUCAUCUGUGUCAGAAUCAAAUGAAGAUGCGCCACCUGAAAAGCAAUCGAAGCAGGACAAAAUCGAGGACAUCAUGGCCUUGAUAUCGACACCGACGAUCAGGGAAAAGGAGAGCAAGAAGGUCGGGGAACAAAUCCUCGACCUUUUGUCAAAGCAAACCUCCAAGGAAAAAUCUUUGGCGGAAAGAUUUCGAUCGCAGGGUGGAGCUCAGGUGAUGGAGUUUUGUCCACACGGUACUAGAGUUGAUUGCGCUAAAAUAAAUCAGACGAGUGGACAAGGAUUUUCUGGGAAAUGCAAAAAGCUGCAUUUUAAAAAAAUUAUUCAAAGUCACACGGACGAAUCUUUGGGUGACUGUAGUUUUUUGAACACUUGCUUUCAUAUGGAUACUUGCAAAUAUGUCCACUAUGAGGUAGAUAGUUUGUCGCCCCAACAAAGAGAUCAUCACGUAUCUCUUGAUGUUGAGGGAAACGGAAACUCGUCAAACCUAGAAUCUACCUCCUCCAGUGUAACAAAUAAAGCAACAAGUAUUAUCUCAUCAGCAGACUCGUGUCCAAGACUCGGAAGCACAAAUGUAAAUAACUGCACCUCCGGAACAGAAUUAACUCUCUACCCCGCACAAUGGAUCCAAUGCGACCUUCGAUACUUGGACAUGUCCGUCCUGGGUAAAUUUGCAGUAAUAAUGGCAGAUCCGCCAUGGGAUAUUCACAUGGAAUUGCCUUAUGGAACAAUGUCAGAUGACGAAAUGCGGCAGCUUGGAAUUCCAGCACUUCAGGACGAAGGAUUACUUUUUCUCUGGGUAACUGGAAGAGCGAUGGAGCUCGGCAGAGAAUGUCUUCAACUGUGGGGAUAUGAAAGAGUUGAUGAGAUAAUCUGGGUGAAGACGAAUCAACUUCAGAGAAUAAUUCGAACAGGGAGGACAGGUCACUGGUUGAACCAUGGCAAAGAACAUUGCCUAGUUGGAAUGAAGGGAAAUCCUAGAAUCAAUCGAGGACUCGACAGCGAUGUUAUUGUCGCAGAAGUCAGAGCGACGAGUCACAAACCUGAUGAAAUUUAUGGGAUAAUUGAACGUAUGAGUCCUGGUACUAGGAAAAUUGAACUCUUUGGUCGUCCGCAUAACGUACAGCCGAAUUGGAUAACCUUGGGAAAUCAGGUCGAUGGUAUUCAUCUCAUAGACCCACAACUUAUAAAAGCUUUUAAGAAACGAUACCCCGAUGGCAAUUCGAUGAAACCCUGCAAAGCCUAGGUUCACUUUGUAAAAUUAGGUUACUGUACCCCAUUUUAGUAUAAUUUGCCUGUUCUGCAUAGGAAGUUGAAUAAAAUAUUUUUUCCAACUAGCAGAGAGGGUUGCUACAGAAGUCUGGUUUCAAAAUUCCAUGACUUUCAGGUCUUGUAGCAACCCUGAAACAGAUUUAACUAUUUUCGCCUGAUUUUGUGGUAUAAAAAAAAAGCUAUAAAAUGUUAAUUAAGUGAGAGGAUUUAAAAUAGAAUAUAACUAUAAAAUUUUAUUCAAGUACUCACCAAUAAAGUGAGUUUAAAUCUUGUUUU
Molecule: messenger RNA, 2272 nt
Organism: Belonocnema kinseyi
Lineage: Eukaryota; Metazoa; Arthropoda; Insecta; Hymenoptera; Cynipidae
Gene: Mettl3
Product: N6-adenosine-methyltransferase subunit METTL3
Exons: 4
Coding region: 255-1970 (571 amino acids)
Cellular component (GO): nucleus; RNA N6-methyladenosine methyltransferase complex
Molecular function (GO): mRNA (2'-O-methyladenosine-N6-)-methyltransferase activity; mRNA m(6)A methyltransferase activity
Source: RefSeq, a predicted model, not a curated record